AUGGGACCAUUUCCACCUUCGUCAGGCUACCUUUACUGUCUCCUCACCAUAGACUAUGUCUUAAAAUGGGUGGAAGCUAUGCCUUGUCGAAAUAAUGAUAACACAACUAUUGUGAAAUUCUUAAAGGCAAAUGUGCCAUCUAGGCUAGUCUAUGGAAAAGCCUGCCACCUUCUUGUUGACCCGGAACACAAAGCUUAUUGGGUAGUUAAAAGCCUGAAUUUUGAUCUCAAGGCAGCAGGACUCAAUCGUAAGCUUCAGUUGUCAGAAAUUGAGGAUUUAAGGAACGAUGCUUAUGAAAACUCUAGGAUCUACAAGGCUAAAAUGAAAUCGGCUCAUGACAAGCAGAUUCUAAGAAAAGAAUUUGAGCCAAACCAACGAGUGCAUCAUUAUGACUCCCGUUUGCAUCUCCACCCUGGAAAGCUGAGAUCGAGGUGGACUAGCCCAUAUGUUGUGAAAAUUGUCUUUCCCAAUGUUUCUAUUGAGUUCACUGACCCAACCGAUGGGAGAGUAUUCAAAGUAAAUGGCUAG
Molecule: messenger RNA, 528 nt
Organism: Humulus lupulus (European hop)
Lineage: Eukaryota; Viridiplantae; Streptophyta; Magnoliopsida; Rosales; Cannabaceae
Exons: 2
Coding region: 1-528 (175 amino acids)
Molecular function (GO): nucleic acid binding
Source: RefSeq, a predicted model, not a curated record